Messenger RNA from Dioscorea cayenensis subsp. rotundata (Guinea yam), 2413 nucleotides. RefSeq names its product pentatricopeptide repeat-containing protein At4g26680, mitochondrial. The transcript is spliced from 4 exons. Gene Ontology annotation, cellular component: chloroplast. Lineage: Eukaryota; Viridiplantae; Streptophyta; Magnoliopsida; Dioscoreales; Dioscoreaceae. Bases 1 to 1536 code for a protein of 511 amino acids. Gene Ontology annotation, molecular function: protein binding. The record is from RefSeq and is a predicted model, not a curated record.
AUGAACCGUCGUCGUCUUCAUCGUCUCUUCUCCUCUUCGACCUCCACGGCCACAACCAGAAGCUCCAUCCCUUCGCCGGCGGCGAUCCCCAUCCCCCACUUCUCUCUCCCCGAUCUCCGCCCUCAGGACCUCGACUUCGUCGCCAUCGCCCACAGCCACCUCCUCCACUCCGACUGGCCUCGCCUCACCGCCCUCGCCUCCGCCCUCACCCCUCUCCGGGCCAACCACCUCCUCCUCAAGGUCCACCGCGAUCCCAUCCUCUCCGUCGAGCUCUACAAUCGGAUUCUUCUCCAAAACCCUAGUUCACAAUCCCUUGACACCCACGCCAUCAUCCUCCACAUCCUCACCAAAUCCCGCAAAUUCAUCUCCGCCGAAUCCCUCCUGCGCAAAACCCUAAUCCCCCAAACCCUAACCUCCAGCUCCGAUCUCUUCGACGCCAUCCUCCACUCCUAUCGCCUCUGCGACUCCACUCCCAACGUCUUCGACUCGCUCUUCAAGACCUACGCGCACCUGAAGAAGUUCCGCAACGCCACCGAGACGUUCCACAGGAUGAGGGAUCAUGGCUUCCUCCCCACUGUCCGAUCUUGCAAUGCUUUUCUCAGCUCGCUUCUCAAUCAUGGCCGGAAUGACAUCGUGAUCUCGUUCUACAGGGAGAUGAAAAGGUGCCGGAUUUCUCCCAAUGUUUUCACUUUGAAUAUGGUUCUCUGUGCUCUGUGUGGAUUGGGGAGGUUGGAGAAAGCCAUGGAUGAGCUUGAGAAGAUGGAGAUCAUGGGGAUUAGCCCCAAUGUAGCUUCUUUCAAUACGAUGAUCGCCGGGUAUUGCAAAAAGGGGCUUUUGAGCUCUGCUUUGAAGCUCAAGAAUGGGAUGCUUGGCAAAGGUUUAGAGCCAAAUGUGAUCACUUUCAAUACCCUAAUUCACCAGUUUUGCGUGGAAGGGAAGAUGCAUGGAGCUAAUCGAAUUUAUCGGGAGAUGAAGGUCGCCGAGGUGAGCCCGAAUACGGUUACUUUCAAUACUUUGAUUGCUGGUUAUUGCCAGGAGAACAAUGGGGAGAUGGGGUUUAGGGUUUAUGAGGAGAUGGUGAAGAAUGGGGUGGAGGUUGAUAUCUUGACUUAUAAUUCGUUGAUCUUGGGACUUUGCAAUGAAGGGAAGACAAGGAAAGCUGCGCACUUGGUUAGAGAGCUUGAUAGAGGGAAGUUAGUCCCGAAUGCGUCGACGUAUUUUGCUCUUAUAACCGGGCAAUGCAAGAAGCAGAACUCGGAGCGGGCGUUGGAGAUUUAUAAGGUGAUGAAGAUGAGUGGAUGUCAUCCUAAUGCGGAGACCUUCAAUCUGUUGAUAUCUACUUUUGUUAAGAAUAAGGACUUCGAAGGUGCUGCCGAAGUGUUGAAGGAAAUGUUGGAGAGAUGGAUGGUCCCCGGGAAGGUUUUGUUAACCAAACUUUUUGAUGGGCUUCAUUUGUCAGGCAAGAGGCACUUGGUAAAUGAGCUGCUUUCAGAUGUUAAUGGAGGAAGGUUUGUUUCAAGAGUUUUGUCUGAGUAGUACCUAAACUACCAGAAGAUUGGAGGUGAAUGCUUGAACAAAGAGGUUCAGAAAAAGUCUAAUUUACUAUACAUGUAUGAUCAGAGGUGAUGAUAAACUUAGCUUCACAAGGGUAGGAGUGGGCAAAUAGAUACACAUUGCUAUGGUACUUGCUAUGCUCUUCUUCUGAGGAUUGCUCCGGAAAUUCAUAUCAAAGGUUACCAUGCAUUUUAUUGUAGAAAUUGCCUCUUCUGUCUACAUCUGUGCUACCGCUGGUAAAAAUGGUAUGCAUAUUAGAGUUCUUGAGAAAUGGAAGCGCAAUCGAAAGCUCGGUUGUGCUUAGCAAGGAUAAUUUAAUCAGGGAAAAAAAAAAAGUUGAUUCCCAAAGGACAAAAUGAAAACCGGAAAUAUUUUCUGAGAACUACAAAAUAAUGCUGGAUGAUUUGGAGAAAAAGGUCUGUAAAUUCAAUUCAUCUGCAGAAUACAGUAAAUGUGAAUAAUCAUUUGAGCUUUCACCACUGGUCUCAUUGGCAUUAGAAAAUCCUUGCAAAGCUUUUUUACUGAGAAAGUAAGCUAGGCAGAUUUUUAGAAGAAUCAGAUAAAAGAAACUGGUGCUUGAAGAGUUCACUAUUGCAGAGCAGUACUCUUGUGCAAAUCAUGGCUUGUAACUUUGGAGAGGUUGCUCCAUUGAUGGUGCAAAACACACAUUCAACUCACAUUACAUUACUACAUUCUCAAAACAGAUAAACUAAGUUGAAUCGAAGCUGCUAGAACUUUUGAACAACUGGAGAUAUGCUUAUGUAUUUGAUUAAUUUGACUGUUAUCUAGAAUGAGUUCUUGUAUAAAAUCUAAUGCAAGUUCCAAAUUGGUUGGUUAAAUCAGUGAUUUUGGGUUUGAA